Molecule: messenger RNA, 2136 nt
Organism: Vespa mandarinia (Asian giant hornet)
Lineage: Eukaryota; Metazoa; Arthropoda; Insecta; Hymenoptera; Vespidae
Gene: daw
Product: activin beta chain dawdle
Cellular component (GO): extracellular region
Molecular function (GO): cytokine activity; growth factor activity
Source: RefSeq, a predicted model, not a curated record
CAAAGUUCACAUGACUGUCGAGUCAACUACAUCACUGGGUCCAUCGUAAAGAUUCACCUCCAGUCUCGGUGUGAACGCUUUACCCGGAACAUUCGCGAAAGUUGUUGGUGCGUGCAAUUUUGUUUCUUCGAAGCUCAUUCGUUCGUCUUAAAACAUUACGUCGAUAAAUAAAAGAAAAUCAUAAAAGUAAAGAAACGAAGGACAAACGAACGAAGCAAAAAAAAAUUCAAAAAGAAAAUUUUAUUUAAUUUAAAAAAAAAAAAAAAAAAAAAAAAAGAAAAAAAAAAGAAAUUCAAUCCAACGAGUAUUCUCUCGAUUGAUAUCGUAAUACGUCGUUAUCAAAUCCAACGUCAAUAUCCGUUUAUAAUUCAUUUUCUACGAUCGCAGAACAUCGUUCUAAGAUCUUUUUAUAUGAAAGAAUAUAUAAAUUAAUUAUCGAUAUGUUCAAGUAAUUUAUUGAUCUAGAUCGAUGUAUAAUCGAGAUCAUAUCGAAAUCAAUAAAAGAAGGUGUUUUUCGACAAUGCCAGGUCGUUAUCCUUCUUGAUCUUUGAAUUCAUGAGAAGAAAGAGAGAGAGAGAGAAAAAGAGAGAGAGAGAGAGAGAGAGAGAGAGGUGUGUGUGUGUAUGUGUGAUUAAAAUCAGUUGAUCCAACUGACGUUUAACCAUCCAGAGAAGAUCUAACAGAAAGAGUGACAGACAGAGAGAAAAAGAGAGAAAGAAAUAGAGAUAGAGAAAGAGAUAAAAAGAGAAAAAGAAAGAGAGAAAGGAGAAAGAGAUAAUAGAAAGAAGAAAAACAAACAAAGGAAAAGAUGCAGUUGGUCAUUAUGUUUACAAUUCCCAUACUCAUUCUACUUUAUAUUCCUAAGUUCUCGGCCGAUACUACCUGGCCAAAGGUCAUCGAUCCCUUAAUGACAGUACGAAGAUCUUAUCAUUCGCAAUUCCCAACAUCGACUACCAGUACGGUGGAUGAGAAGGAAUGUGUCGAAUGUAAUCAAAACAAGGUCGUUGUCAACGAUCAAAAUCCUAUACUAACUGAAUUGAGGGUUGAGUACGUUAAGCAACAGAUCCUAAAGAAAUUGAGGCUCUCAAAGCCUCCGAAUGUGUCGAUAUCGCUGUCGACCUUGCCGAAGCCUUUGAUAAACGGCAACGUGCUCGAACUUCGACCCGGCGCGCCACUUGAACCGGAAAAAUCGGCUGAGAGUUUCUAUGGUAAAACCGAUCAAAUCGUCGUUUUUCCGUACGAAGGGAUAGGAGAUUCGAAGAAAUGCCGACAAAGUUCGAAUCACUUGACGGGUUUCAAUCCAGCAGCUUGCUUUACGUUUUAUUUGCCAAACGAAAUGCAAUUCGUCGAUGUAACUUCGGCACAACUUUGGUUUUAUAAGGAAUAUGACGAGAACGACGAUCUCAAUCAAACUUUUGUAUUAUCGGAAUUGGAUCAUUGGGACAAAGGCGAAAGUUUCGAAAAGAACACAAUGAUGGCAAUUUUAGAUACCGAUAUAGGAGAGGGUUGGGUAAAGACGGACGUGGGUUUUACGGUGAGAAAGUGGGUGGAAAGGCAUCAACUGAACCACGCGAUGCAAAUAGCCUGCAGCACCUGCUCGAUCGACCGUGACACAGCACCGGUCUCCAUCGAGCAAACACUGAAGCCCUUCUUGGUAAUACAUACGUCACCGUUGCCACAAAAAAAUCGGCCAAAAAGGAACUCCAAUUGCUCACCGGAAAUGAAGGAAUGUUGUAGAGACGAACUCUACAUUAACUUUGCAGACAUUGGCUGGAGCGAUUGGAUACUCCAUCCUAGAGGUUAUCAUGCAUACUUUUGCAGAGGAUCAUGUUCAAGUGCGGCAACCUUGACGAUCAGUGCAACAUCUCACACCAACGUUAUCAUGAAAUGGAAGACAAUACAUCGUAGAAACGAGAUCGUCCCGUGUUGUUCACCAACUCAACUAUCAGCUAUACAACUUCUAUAUGUCCACACUAACAACACGAUACAGCAGAAAACCUUACCGAAUAUGGUGGUCGAGGCUUGUGGUUGUAUGUGACCAUCACUAUUUCAACAAAAUGAAAGCAAAGAAAUGUAAUAGAAGAAUAUGAAGAAAUAAAAGAAAAAUAGGAAGAAGAAGAAGAAGAAGAAGAAAAA